AUGUUGUUAAUAUUAUUUUAUAUAUUCAUAAUAAUUCUUAUUAUUCUAUGUUUAAUUAUCUAUAUUAAAUUAAUUCGUCCUGAAAAACUUAUCUAUGAUAAAUUUCGUCGACAAGGAAUUACUGGUGAACCAUUUAUACCUUUACUUGGUCAAAUUUCUGAUUUACAUCGUUAUCGAAAAGCUGAUAAAAUGAUGAAUUAUUACGGCGAUCUUGUUGAAAAACAUGGUCAUGUUCUUCUAUAUAGUUUUGGUCCAGUUGUACGUUUAUUAGUAAAUGAACCUGAUAUGCUUGCUGAUGUACUUAGUCGACAAAAUUCAAAAUAUUAUAUAAAACCAGUACUAGCUACGACAAUUUUUGCACCAAUUAUUGGUUAUCAUAAUUUAUUAGUAGCUGAAGGUUCUGAACAUGAACGAGCACGUCGAAUGAUAAAUCCAGCAUUUUAUCAUACAAAUUUAAAAUCUAUGAUUUCAAUUAUUGCUGAUCGAACAAAAAAAACUAUUGAAAAAAUUCUUAAUAAAGAAAGAGAUUCUGAAGAAAUUGAUUUACAAAAUUUAUUUAAUACAUUAACAUUAUCAAUUAUUGUAUCGAGUGCAUUUGGUGCAGAUUUUGAAACAAAUACGAAUGCAAAAGAUAUUAUGUGUCAUGUAUUAGCUGAAGUACUUGAUGCGGUCUUAUACCGUUCAUUACGUAUGAUUAAUCAAAUACCUUUUCUUUCAAAAUUACCUUUUUGGAAAAAAACUGUUCUUGAUAAUGGAGCUGAAACUAUAGCAAAAUUUGUUGAUAAAAUUAUUUCUGAUCGACGAUAUGGACAUUCAAAUAGUAUGUCUGAUGGUCCUGAUCUACUUGAUUUACUUCUUUCAGCUGUUGAUAAUGAAGGAGAGUCAUUUACUAAUCAAGAAAUCAAAAAACAUGCUCUUACAUUUGUACUUGCUGGAAGUGAAACAACAGGAAAUUUAAUGGUAUGGAUAUUUUAUAUUUUAAUGACACAUGAGCAUGUUUUAAAAGCAUGUCAAGAUGAAAUUGAUCAAGUUAUUCCAAAUAAUAAUAUUGAUGAAUUAACUAAUGAACAUUUAUCAAAAUUAGUCAUAUGUGAAGCAAUAAUUAAUGAAACAUUACGUCUUUAUCCAUCUGCACCACUUUUUAUACGUCGUUGUAUACAUGAACAUACUAUUGGGACAGGAGAAAAUCAGUUAAAUAUACCUGUUGGGACAGAUAUAUUUAUAAAUAGUUAUAUUCUUCAUCGUCGGAGUGAUUUAUGGCCUCGACCACUUGAAUUUGAUUAUACUCGUUGGUUACGUGAUCCGAAAAAUGAUCUCAAACCAAAAUUAGUUCAUCCAUUUGCUUAUCUUCCUUUUGCUGCUGGUUCACGAAAUUGUAUUGGACAAAAUUUUGCAUUAUUAGAAGCGAAAAUCAUGUUAGCUAUGCUUGUACAACAAUGCAGUUUUAAAUUAAUACCUGGACAAAAAAUAAUUCCAGAAGUUAAAAUAACAUUAAGAACUAAAUAUGGUUUAUUAGCUAAUAUUACUAAACGUCAAAUAUAA
Molecule: messenger RNA, 1542 nt
Organism: Adineta steineri
Lineage: Eukaryota; Metazoa; Rotifera; Eurotatoria; Adinetida; Adinetidae
Source: the annotation of a GenBank genome assembly